Cicer arietinum (chickpea) is the source of this 1617-nucleotide messenger RNA. Its product is annotated as putative cyclin-A3-1. Gene Ontology annotation, biological process: mitotic cell cycle phase transition. The record is from RefSeq and is a predicted model, not a curated record. Lineage: Eukaryota; Viridiplantae; Streptophyta; Magnoliopsida; Fabales; Fabaceae. Gene Ontology annotation, molecular function: cyclin-dependent protein serine/threonine kinase regulator activity.
AAUUUCCAACCAAAUCUACCACUCUAUAAACACCAUGUCCCACUCCUUCACCCUUCAUUCAAUCUUCACAUACCCAAAUCUUUACUCUUUCUUCAUCUCCAGCUUUAGAUAAACACUUCACUGCUUUCGGAGAUGGAGACUCGCAGCGCCGCAAGAAAGAGGGCAAACGCUGAACCACUUGUCAUAAACCCUAAAAAACAGAGGGUUGUAUUGGGAGAACUUCCCAAUUUACCCAAUCUCAAUGAAAAUCAACCCAAAGAAAAACCCCAAACCAGGAAGAAUUCAAAACUAAAGAAAUCAACAACAAACCAUCCUUUGGUUUUUUCCAAGUCGGAUUUGCCAGUUCAGAGAAACAACAAUGGAAAACGUGAUAAUCAACAGAUUUAUGAACCUUAUGAAUCUGAUAUAUCUAACUAUCUUCGUUCAAUGGAGAUGCAGAAAAAGAGAAGACCUAUGGUUGGUUACAUUGAGAAAAUUCAGAAAAAUGUAACUACAAAUAUGAGAGGAAUAUUGGUUGAUUGGUUAGUUGAGGUUGCAGAUGAAUACAAGCUUCUGCCUCACACCCUUCAUCUCUCUGUUUCAUACAUUGAUAGAUUCCUAUCUCUUCACUCUGUCAGCAAAUCACACCUUCAGUUGCUAGGUGUUUCGUCUAUGCUCAUCGCAUCAAAGUAUGAAGAAAUCACCCCACCCAAGGCGGUAGAUUUCUGCCACAUUACUGAUAACACAUAUGAGCUGGCAGAGGUUAUAAAAAUGGAAGCUGAUAUUCUAAAGUCUCUCAACUUUGAAAUGGGCAGCCCUAAUGUUCACACAUUUCUAAAAAGGUAUGUUGGAUUUGCAACUGAAAAUCAAAAGACUUCAAAGUUGCAAAUGGAAUUUCUAUGCAACUAUCUUGCUGAUUUAAGCUUGUUGGACUAUGACUGUAUAAGAUUUUUGCCUUCUGUUGUGGCGGCCUCUGUAAUAUUUCUUGCCAGAUUUAUUAUCCGUCCUGCCUUACGUCCCUGGACAUCAUCUUUGAGUGAAUGCUUGGGUUAUAAAUCAAACGAGUUAGAAGAAUGUGUUCACAUUCUACAUGACUUGUAUUUGUCAAGAAGGGUAUCAUCUUUGAAAGCUGUUCGCGAUAAAUACAAGCAACAUAAGUUUAAAUAUGUGGCAAAUCUGCCUUCCCCACCGGAGAUACCUUAUAAUUAUUUUGACGAAGAGUGAUGCAGUGUGAAUAAAUUGAUGAUUGAAAUACAUCUCUAACGUAUAGAGAACUUUUUGAAGUGGUCUAGUAUGAAGAAAAUUUGCUUCUUCAACACAAGUAGCACGCUGAUUUUGGUCUUGUUUCUUCAAGUACUUGCUAUCAACUUAGGUAGUCUCAUGCAGUUAUUUUGUGGACAUAUACUUACUAUUAGAUCUAUGUACAUGUGAUAAUUUUAGUUUUGGCUGAUAACUUUAUUAGCUAUUUACAUGUUUUCGUUGGUGUUCGAGAGAGACACAUUUUCCAUAUACAAUGUAGUUUUGCAACGAUGAAUUAAGAACAUUAGAUUUUAUCUCUAGAGUUUAACCAUUUGUAUUCAUCAAUAUUUUGUUUUUAAGAAAAAAACUUUAUUAAAGUAAAGUGUUUAUUAAUUUUCA